Triticum dicoccoides is the source of this 1426-nucleotide messenger RNA. Its product is annotated as protein ACCELERATED CELL DEATH 6-like. Gene Ontology annotation, molecular function: protein binding. Bases 488 to 1381 code for a protein of 297 amino acids. Lineage: Eukaryota; Viridiplantae; Streptophyta; Magnoliopsida; Poales; Poaceae. The transcript is spliced from 3 exons. Gene Ontology annotation, cellular component: plasma membrane. The record is from RefSeq and is a predicted model, not a curated record.
GAGCGGAUGGACAAAAUGCCUUGCAUGCUGGUGUUUUUCGAGACAGAGACACAGUGAUGAUAGAGCUCCUACUGCAUUGGAACAAGAGGCUUACUACACAAGUGGAUACUGAUGGAAGCACGCCGCUUCACUUUGCUUCUUUGCUGUAUUUUCGGACCGGCACGUGUUUGCGUCUUGAGCUGCACUAGACCCCCUUGGGUGCCGUUUUAUUUGGUUUCCCUGGCAAUCUACACGGACAUUCCAGAAAGUAUUCAACGCAAACCCGGCAGCACUGUAUCAAGCUGACAAGAAUGGAUCAUUCCCCAUACAUGUGGCUGCCUCUGUAGGUGCUCAAGGUAUCAUAAAGUAUUUCCAUUAUGAGUGUCCGGAUAGUGUCGGGUUGUGUGACGCUCAAGGAAGGACGUUUCUUCAUGUUGCCAUCGAGAAAAGAAAACUGGGCAUAGUCUCCUAUGUAUGUCGAACUUCCUCGUUAGCUUGGAUUCUUAAUAUGCAAGACACUGAGGGGAACACUGCACUGCACUUAGCUAUCCAGGCACGAAGCUUUACGAUGUUUUGUGCUCUACUUGGGAAUGUGGAGGUGAAGUUGAAUCUAACAAAUAACCACGGGGAAACCCCCCGUGAUAUAUCCCAAAGUAAGCUUCCACGCGGAAUGGGCCAUGGCCUGAAUUCCGAGAAUAAAAUAUGCGCCGCCUUACAGUCUGCUGGAGCGAAGCAUGGUGUCUGUCGGCAGGAUAAGCGUCAGGAAAUGUACACUCGGCGUGUAAAGCCAGAAGACGAGGAAAACGAAUCAGAGAAGCUGAGAAAUGCAGCACAAGCACUUAUUAUUGCCUCAGUCCUAAUAGCAACCGUGGCGUUCAGUGCAACUUUUGCCCUUCCUGGAGGUUACAGAGCCGAUGGUCAUACAAAUGGAGGUACACCAACACGUGCUGGGAGUUAUGUUUUUGACGCGUUCAUGAUGGUCACCACAUUAGCUUUCAUCUGCUCCACAAUAGCUACCGGUGGCUUCGCGUUUGCUGCAAUUCCCAUGGUUAGCUUGGACAGCCGUAGAAUCAACUUGGCCAUAUCCAUGCUUUUCCUGUCACGUUCGGUCACAUGCAUGGCUAUUGCUUUUGCACUGGGUGUGUAUAUGGUGCUAGCUCCGGUUGCUACAGGUACCGCUGUUGCGGCAUGUGUUAUUGCUCCUGCCGUAUUGCUAAGUGUAAAUAUGGAGAUCAUUAUUAAAUUCGUAAUUCUGGCACCACCUUUAUGCAAUAGGAUAGGGCUAUACCCUGGAAUCGUGCAGUUAGUAAGGAUGCACGUGUUCCUAGUGGUCAUGGCACUGUGGCCCGUCAUAGUUACUUUUGGUUGGGCCGCGUUGGCAAGGAUCCAACGCCACCGCUAAAUCAUAAGCAUUAGCUUGUUGAAGACUGGUGCUUAAUGAAGUACU